This is a messenger RNA of Mus pahari (shrew mouse), 3770 nucleotides long. RefSeq names its product rhomboid like 3 (gene Rhbdl3). Lineage: Eukaryota; Metazoa; Chordata; Mammalia; Rodentia; Muridae. Gene Ontology annotation, cellular component: membrane. Gene Ontology annotation, molecular function: calcium ion binding; serine-type endopeptidase activity. The record is from RefSeq and is a predicted model, not a curated record. The transcript has 9 exons. Bases 260 to 1477 code for a protein of 405 amino acids.
GCGGGAAGGAGCGCGGGGAGCGGUAGGGCCCGGCUAGCCCAAGGGCGCCCUGCCUCAGGCCCGCGACAGAGGCCAAGAAGUUUGACGGCUAGGGGCCCAGCGCCCCGGGUCGCGGGGGCCGCAGUGAGGGCGGUGGGGAGAGCAGAGCCAUGAGAGCGAGCGCGGAGGCGGCGAGGGGCGCAGCUAGCUCCUGGAGCGGCACGGCCGCGGCGGCGCAAAGUUAGCCCGGCGCCCCGGGACGAGCGCCGCAGCCUGGGCCAUGGGCGAGCACCCCAGCCCCGGCCCCGCAGUGGCCGCCUGCGCCGAGGCUGAGCGCAUCGAGGAGCUGGAGCCCGAGGCCGAGGAGCGACUGCCCGCCGCGCCAGAAGACCACUGGAAAGUCCUGUUUGAAAAGUUUGACCCUGGAAGCACCGGCUACAUCAGCACAGGAAAGUUCCGGAGCCUCCUGGAGAGCCACAGCUCUAAGCUGGACCCACACAAAAAGGAGGUGCUCCUGGCUCUUGCAGACAGCCACGCAGAUGGGCAGAUCUGUUACCAGGACUUUGUCAACCUGAUGAGCAACAAACGUUCCAACAGCUUCCGCCAGGCCAUCCUUCAGGGAAACCGCAGGCUGAGCAGCAAGGCCCUGCUGGAGGAGAAGGGGCUGAGCCUCUCGCAGCGGCUCAUCCGCCACGUGGCCUAUGAGACUCUGCCCCGGGAGAUUGACCGCAAGUGGUACUAUGACAGCUACACCUGCUGCCCCCCGCCCUGGUUCAUGAUCACAAUCACGCUGCUGGAGGUUGCCCUUUUCCUGUACAACGGGGUCCUACUGGAUCAGUUUGUGCUGCAGGUGACACACCCUCGAUACCUGAAGAACUCUCUGGUUUACCACCCGCAGCUCCGUGCGCAGGCUUGGCGCUAUGUGACAUACAUCUUCAUGCAUGCAGGGGUGGAACAGCUGGGACUCAAUGUGGCGCUGCAGCUGCUGGUAGGGGUACCCCUGGAGAUGGUACACGGAGCCACCCGAAUUGGGCUUGUCUACGUGGCCGGUGUUGUGGCAGGCUCCUUGGCGGUGUCUGUGGCUGACAUGACUGCACCUGUUGUGGGCUCUUCCGGAGGGGUGUAUGCGCUCGUCUCUGCCCACCUAGCCAACAUUGUCAUGCUGUUUCUGAAGACACCUAGUAACCUGUGCCCAAAGGGAACUUUCCUGGGUGGGAUGGUUAAAGUGAGUAUGGAGUUCGGAAGGGCUGUAUGGCUCCGUUUCCACCCAUCAGCUUAUCCCCCGUGCCCCCACCCAAGCUUUGUGGCACACUUGGGUGGCGUGGCCGUGGGCAUCACCCUGGGCGUGGUGGUCCUCAGAAACUAUGAGCAGAGGCUGCAGGACCAGUCGCUGUGGUGGAUCUUUGUGACCAUAUAUACCAUCUUCGUGCUGUUUGCUGUCUUCUGGAACAUCUUUGCCUACACGCUGCUGGACUUGAAGCUGCCACCCGCUCCCUAAGGGACCAGAGGACCAAGGCAGGGUGGGGAAACAGAAGCAUCCAGAGGAAGUUCCUGCAUCUACUUCUCAUCUCCAAUUCAGUGAGAGCAGGGAGAACCGGAGACUGUUGGAGCUGGGGAGUGUGUUGUUUGGGAAGGACGGCAGGGAGAUGGAUGUAGCUGACGUCAUCUUCCUAGGCUGGUCUGAUGACAUGGAGUCAGGGGUAAGGUCUGAGGCAGGGUGAGCCACAGGUCUGUGGCUGUCCCUGUGGCUUGGGCUUGUCCCAUGCGUAUCCUCUCUCACUGCCACAGCGUGAGCCUUCUUCCCGAGUCUCCACUCGGAGACACUGAGGUACAGAGAAGUUCUGAGGAGAGCCACAGCCAGGCUUGCCACAGUCCAGAGGUGACUGUAGGCUAGGCCAUGUUCUCUCUGCAGCUCAAGGUCUGGUGCUCUGGCAAUGGAUACGUUUGAUGGCUUUGAUCCGGGGGAGCCUGGAACAAGCCAGGCUCCGGUCCUGUCAGUGGUGCUAUGGCAUUGCUCCGAGGGGUGGGCAGGGAGAUGCUAUAAGCUCCAGGCCUUCUUCUUGCCACUAGGGGAGGGCCCUGUGCCUGGGGUAGUGAUUUUCUCCAUCCAAGGUUCCCCUGAGAGAGUUAGAGUUCCAGGACGGUUUCCUCUUCCCGCCUGUAGUCAUGAGUCAGCAUUCCACACCAUCACUCUGCAUCCAUGCCCUACCUGGACUGUAGGGUCUCUUCUUUCCUUUCUACUGCCCUGACCCUACUUUGUGCCUCUCUCUUUGGGUGUGGAGACAGGUGUGUGUGUGUGUGUGUGUGUGUGUGUGUGUGUGUGUGUGUGUGUGAGUGUGUGCAAUGUCAGGCAAGUCAGAAGCUGCAGAGACAGGAAGUGGGAGACAGUGUACACAUGGGGAUUUCUGGAAUGGGUAGUAGCAGUGCGCUUCAGUGCUCACUCAGUGGCCUUGCUUUUGGCAUCAUGUACCCCCCCCUUUCCCAUCUGGCCCCACCAAACACCUGCUGAGCACCCCUGACUGGUGGGAAAAUUGUCGAGCUAGAGGGAAGACCAAAGCAGACAUUUGGGAGAAAACUCUCAGCUGUGUUCUUCUGGUUCUCUUGGGGUAGCUUUCAUGUCUGGACUGCCGCCUGUAGAAGGAAGUCUUUGGGAUGAAAGAAAGCCCAGGACAGUGAUACUGUGGCCAUCUCUCCAUGUGAAUUGGUGGGACAAGAAGCUGUAGUAAAAUAUAUUUUGGUGAAAAACUUAGCCUCAGAGAAGAAUUAGGGGAGCUUGGGUGAGUGAAUGUCCCCAGAGAGAGUAGCUGAGGGUUAGAGGGCUCCAUCUAGAGGGACUUGGAAGUAAUCCUACAGGGAAGUGAGAUGGGGGCGUGGCCUUGUGCUACCCACACCCCAGCAGCCUGGGGUGCCAGCCUGGGGUGCCAGGUCAUAGACUGAGCCCAGGGCCUCUGCACCUCUGAGACAGUCUAGUCAGGCUGGCAUGAGAAGCUUCUGUGGACGCUAAAUGGAGGCUGUGAGGCAGGUGACCUUUAUAGGGACUCUCAGAUGAAGAACCACUGGUCUGAGAAGUGAGGCAGGAGCAAGGCAGGAUGGGAACUGCUCCUGGUCCUCUCACCAUCCCAGCAACACUUCCUAGCUAGUCUCCAUUCUCCCGAGUCCCUCAGCCCUUCCUCUCUCCAGUGUGGCCACCCGGGAGCCUCUUCUUAUGCUGGUGGCUGUAGGUUGGCCUCCAAGGCUGGGGAAUCCCCAAACUGCAGCUACUAUGUAGACUAGCUUGCUUUUAAAGGGGAGAGGAAUCAUGGAAACCAGAAAAGGGAAAAUGGGCCUUCAAAAAAGAGGAAUUUCUCUUUAAUGACACCAUUCAUCACUUGAUUUUUUUUUUUUUUUUAAUUAGGAGGAGCUCCCCAACGGGGCUCUUUGGAUUCUGCAUUUCCAUGUGAACCAUUCUUGCCUAGAGCAUUAGUGGAGGCAUCACUCACCAAACCCAGAUCUUCCUCUAGUGUCCAAUUCAGUUUGCAGAUAAUGAGGUUUACCCGGUGCUGUGUGCUUCCCAGGGCUGGCUGCAAAUCGUUGACUCUCCUCUGCCUUAAAAACAGUGCCCGUCAGUGAGCUGCCCCUCCCAGGACUAAGUGAAAAUCAAAACACUAGCCGCAACGUUGGUUUCUAGAUAUUUUUGUAUUGUGUACAUUCUGUAUAUUUUUGUUGUAACAUAUUAUUUGAGCACAGAUUCCAUUAAAGAUUUUUUUAAGCUGUUGGUUAUUCAGGGAGUGACCUCAAGGACUGCCAUGCUA